Molecule: messenger RNA, 2935 nt
Organism: Chroicocephalus ridibundus (black-headed gull)
Lineage: Eukaryota; Metazoa; Chordata; Aves; Charadriiformes; Laridae
Gene: C1QTNF3
Product: C1q and TNF related 3
Exons: 6
Coding region: 106-1050 (314 amino acids)
Molecular function (GO): protein binding
Source: RefSeq, a predicted model, not a curated record
CUUACUAGUGGAAAAGCUGAAAGGACCACAUAACUCCUGGUGCAGCAAAGAGGUUCUACUUCUGCAAGGCAUUUGCUGGACUCCUGAAAAUUUAUUUUGAAUAACAUGGCAGAGAAGGAUUUCAUCAGUUGGCAUCUACUGGCUUUAUUUUUUCUUCCAUUUUGCCUGUGUCAAGAUGAAUACAUGGAGGUGAGCAGAAGAUCUUAUAAACCAGUGGCCAAAGUAUUGCAAAGUCACCACCAGACUGGCCAUAAAGGUUCCAGAAGCAGGGAAAUAUUGAAACAGCGGAGUCAACUUAUAGAGUGGACUGUUGAUAAUAGCACUUCUACAGACCAAAAAGUCCUGAGACCAGAGGUAGAUGAUGUAGAACUGACUACCUCAGAUAGAGUCCAGCCCCCACAAACCGGACCGCAGAAUCCAGACUGUAGUUCCUGCUGCCGUGGUGACUUUGGAGUUCGACUCUACCAAGGGCCCCCAGGACCUCCUGGGCCCCCUGGGAUGCCAGGAAAUCAUGGAAACAAUGGAAAUAAUGGCGCAACUGGCCAGGAAGGAGCCAAAGGUGAGAAAGGAGACAAAGGAGAUAUGGGACCAAGGGGAGAGCGUGGCCAUCAUGGACCCAAAGGCGAGAAGGGUUACCCUGGGAUUCCCCCAGAGCUACAGGUCGCAUUCAUGGCUUCCAUGGCUACUCACUUCAGCAACCAGAACAGUGGGAUCAUCUUCAGCAGUGUCGAAACCAAUGUUGGGAAUUUUUUCGAUGUCAUGACUGGGAGAUUUGGUGCUCCAGUGAAUGGGGUGUAUUUCUUCACCUUCAAUAUGAUGAAACAUGAAGAUGUGGAGGAAGUGUAUGUGUACCUGAUGCAUAAUGGUAAUACUGUUUUCAGCUUAUAUAGCUAUGAAUCAAAAGGGAAAGCAGACACUUCAGGAAACAGUGCAGUGCUAAAACUUGCCAAGGGAGAUGAAGUUUGGCUGCGAAUGGGAAAUGGAGCCCUCCACGGGGACCAUCAACGCUUCUCUACAUUUGCUGGGUUUCUUCUUUUUGAAACCAAGUAAAAAAAGAAAGCAAAAACCAAUAGAUGUUUAUCUGGGGAAACUUCUUUUUUGGAACUGGUAUUUUUCUCCGGACUGUGGAAUAGCAUUACAACAUUGAAAGAUCAAGAAGGCUUGUUUUGACGCAAUGCGUUGCUAUUUGUGUAUCAGAGAUGAGCUAAAUACAUUGGGUAGUUGACACACAGAUUUAUGGAAGAUGGGUUGUAUCUAGUGAAUCAUUUAAUGUUGCUAUUGCUUUCUUCUCCAAAGGGACUGAAAACAAAGAAAAAGGCAUUUAAAUAAUCUAGAGAGCAGUUCACGGAGUAAAGUCUAUUUUGUCUGUAAAUAUACUUUAGUUAAGUAUAUGUCAGGAAUUGAACAAUUGAUUCAUGCUUUUCUGCUCAUUUAUUCAGUUCUUAUUACCUGUUCAUUUAAAUGUGCAUCACAGAAACAAGCCUGAAUGAAUUAUAAGUAGGCUCAGCUGAUACCAAAUUUAAAGGAAGAAGUUUUUACUGGACUAGAAUGAACUUUACAAAUAGAAUUAAAAAUGUGAAAAUAAAGAUGUCAAGGAUUCAGGUUUAUUGCAUUCCCAUCUCAAACCUCUGAAGAUGUAUUUGAUGUCAUUUUUUCAUAGAUUUUUAGCACAUAUUUAUGCUCGCACUCUCUCUCUUGAAAAAGAGUGCCAGUAAUUCUUGCCUUAGUAGCAGCUUGAAGCUAAGGUAACGUAGCCUGCAGUGUGCAGGGAGGGGAUCAGACAGGGGAACUGCAAUGUUUCUUCCUAGCCUUCAAACUGUUAAAACCUCAUGGAACUGAAUGCAAGGUGUUUAUGCAGAGGCAUGUAUGUUGGAGAAGUGGGGAUACGCCAACAGCACAAACAGAGAAACACACACUUCGUGGAUUUGGGAGCUCUCUUAGAAGGAUGCACCUUUUAAUAUUGCAUAUUUACUUAACGGUGAAGUUGUUGAUACAGUUUUCCUAGCAGCCUUCCAAGAACCAAUAUUUCAGGAAAGGACACUGCAGCCUGGCAAAGCAGCAGCUAACCCAGUUCAAUAUUUAACUGGUGAAAGCAAACGCUGGCUGGCUCAGAAGUUCUGGUCACAGUAAACCAGGCCAUUCUUCAGCAUUAAUAUUUGCCACCGGCUUUUCAAAAAUUGGGUACCUGAGAUCCUGCCUUGCUAUUUUCUUUUCAUCUGAAUCAGCACCAAAUAUAUUAAGACAAUACUGUUUGAAUCUAUCUUCUGCACAUUCUGGCUCUCCACACACAAGCUAAUGAAAUAUAAAUUACAUUUUAACAGACAUUACAUUUUAACCUGACAGUAUCUGCCAUUAAUGUAUAACAAGCAGGCGGGGUUAGGAAAACAUUUAUUUGAAAUUCUUCUAUACCGGAUACAGAUACCAGUAGCACAAGCAUAGAGCAAAUGAAUAAAAAUUUGCCCUAUGAAUUUGUAUGUCCUUGUACACGUUCCUAGUGUAUGUAAACCACGUCUUACGAUGAAAAAUGCAUGUUGAUACUUGAUGAUUAUGACUUGUGAUUUUUUCGUUUUAUGCAUCAACCACUGAAAAUAUUAGCUUUAAUGAACUGUCAUCCGACGAGUUUUGUUGUUUCUUUAUGAACUUGGGUCAGGUUUGCACCAUAUAGGUUUUCAAAACCUGAGAUGAUGUUAUUUUAAUAAGCAUUUUAGUAAAAUUCUGGUGUGUCUUCAAACGAAAACCCAUCCAACCAGGUAAUCAGACAAUGUUAUUCUUUUGGAAUAAGUGCACAAGUUGUAUGAGAUAUAUGGCAUCAUAAGCUAAUGUUCACAGUAGGAAAAAUCUUGAAAAAAAAGUACUAGUUCUUGUUGUGUUAGGAAUGUUUGCUUACUUUGUAACACGUACAUUUAUCCAAUAAAGAUUAAUAGUCAUAAAACUA